Messenger RNA from Momordica charantia (bitter melon), 1263 nucleotides. Its product is annotated as xanthohumol 4-O-methyltransferase-like. Gene Ontology annotation, molecular function: protein dimerization activity; O-methyltransferase activity. The record is from RefSeq and is a predicted model, not a curated record. Lineage: Eukaryota; Viridiplantae; Streptophyta; Magnoliopsida; Cucurbitales; Cucurbitaceae.
UGAGUUACUCACAAGGAUUUAAGUAUUCUUCUUUAUAAAUCUCAAUUCUCUCGUCUCUCUCUAAACAACUAAACCCCACACACAGAGAUGGAACCCAAAGAAGCAAAUGAAGCAGAGGCAAUGCUUAGAGGGCAAGCAGACAUAUGGAGAUAUAUGCUCUGUUUUGCGGAUUCAAUGGCCCUCAAAUCUGCCGUCCAACUUCGCUUAGCUGACAUCAUCAAAUCUCACGGCUCUCCCCUCACUCUCUCUCAGAUUGCCGCCUCCAUUGCUUCUUCCUCUGCCUCUCCAAACAUUUCCUUCCUCGCUCGCAUCAUGGCACUCCUCGUCCGCCGCAACAUCUUCGCCGCACACCACCCAUCCGACGGCGGCGAAACCCUCUACGGCCUCACCCACUCCUCCCGCUGGCUCCUCCGCGACUCCGACCUCACCCUCGCCCCCAUGAUACUCGCCGAGCUUCACCCCUGGCUCCUCGAUCCAUGGCACCGUUUCGCCCAAGGCGUCAGAGAAGGCGGCAACCUCUUCCACAAGGCCAACGGCCUCCAUUUCUGGGACUUCGCUGCCAGAAACCCCCAAUUCAACCGAUUGUUCAACGACGCCAUGGCCUCCACUUCCAAGGUCGUCAUUAACGCAAUCCUCUCUGUUUACAAAGACGGGUUCAACUCGGUGGGGUCGCUGGCGGACGUCGGCGGCGGAAUCGGGGGCGCCGUGUCGGAGAUCGUGAAAGCGUACCCCCACAUGAAGGGCAUCAACUACGACUUGCCGCACGUGGUGAGCACGGCGCCGGCGUACCCAGGGGUGACCCACGUGGGAGGCGACAUGUUUGAGAGCGUUCCCAAGGCCGACGCCAUUUUUAUGAAGUGGAUACUGCACGAUUGGGACGACAAGGAGUGCGUGAGAAUUCUGGAGAAUUGCAAGAAGGCGAUACCGGAGAAAACAGGGAAAGUGAUUAUAGUGGAAGUGGUGCUGAAUCCGGAAGGAGAGGGCCCAUUUGACGACACUGGCUUGUAUUUUGAUCUGCUAAUGUUGGUGCAUUCCAACGGAAAAGAGAGGACAGAGAAGGAGUGGAAGAAAAUAUUGGAGGAAGCAGGGUUCCUUCGCUACAAACUCCUUGCUCUUCCUGCAAUAACUUCAAUUAUUGAAGCUUAUCCUUUCUAAAUUUAGAGGAUCUCUCAAUGUAUUACUUCUGGUUUAGUCGUAAGAUCCUCCAUUUUUUUUGUUUUAAUAUAUUUACCUUUGAGAAGGGAAAAAAAAACUAUUCAAAGA